AUGGUUCCCAUGGAUGUGCCCAGAGCUAAACAGUUGAAGUGCAAUAAUGCCGACCAUCCUGAUAAAUAUGGCCAUUAUCGUGAGGUCAAGUUUGUGAUGACCAAACAUCACUGGUGGUGGAAGCUACAACAUGUGUUUACUGGUAUCACAAGUUUACACAACCAUACCGGUCCAGUAUUAUUACUUGAAGAGGACCACUAUGUAUCUCCUGAUUUUCUACCUGUACUCAGGCAGAUGUAUGGCAUAAAGCAAAGUAAGUGUCCAGAAUGUGAUAUUCUUACUAUUGGAACUUACGACAAGAGCCCUCGUUAUCGGGACCGAGCAAACAAGGUGGAUGUUCUAAAUUGGCAGUCAUCCAAACACAACAUGGGCAUGUCAAUAGAUAGGGCCACAUGGCAGAGGCUUCAACCAUGUGCUGAGGAAUUCUGUCGUUUUGAUGACUAUAACUGGGAUUGGACAUUGCAACAUAUAAGUACUGCUUGUCUUAAGCCUCCCAUUGGAGUAAUGGUUCCGAAAUCACCUAGGAUAUUCCAUAUAGGAGAAUGUGGUAUACAUCACAAGGGAAAAUGCAACGCUGAUGAUCUUGUAAAAAAGAUUAACAACAUUCUGACAACAAACAGCGAGUUCUUAUUCCCAGAUAAUUUACAAAUGACACCAAAGACGAGACCGAUUCGUAGUAGGGAACCAAAAGCAAACGGUGGCUGGGGCGAUAUACGAGACCAUACGUUGUGUAUCACAUAUGGCAGGACUCAAUCAUGAUGUAGAAUUUCAAGAAAGUGCGCUAUAACUGAACUUUUGAAUUGAGAAAAUUGUGCUGUACCAAGUUGCACGAAUAGUUAUGAUCAACCGGCUUUUUGUUUUUAGGAUUUCCUCUCGUCUCUUAGGUUCUUCUACACCUUGGGGCUUGCCAUUCCUUCUACACUGUUGGGUUCUUCAUUCCUUAGUGCCUAGGCCCUUAACCUUUUUGAUCUACUGACCCUCAUGGUUAGUAUUGACAAUGUUUCUGAUACCACCCUUCCCCAUCCCAUUGGUAAAACAUAGUUUCCAUUUUUUAGAUAUUGUAAAUGCAAGAUUAUCUUUAUGAUGUAGUUCUACCUAAGUUUGCUUACCUCUCAGCCCCAACCAAGAUAAACUAUUGGGCCUAUCAUGGUUGUUGAGGCUUAUUUGAGCAGGGGUUUGUGUUACUGACCCCUUCAUACAUUUUACUGUUCCCCUUUCUGACUCCUUGACUAUACUGACCCCCCCACUGACCCCGACCCCACCUUGAAGGUGUCUGACAUCCCCCAAGGGGUUAGUAGACCUCGUGUUAAGAACCAUGACCUUGGGGAAUUAAUUAUACAAAAUACAAUGGCAUUUCAUUGUUUCUUUCUUGCUGAUGUUAACAUCAUCCCUUAAUUUUCUUUACACCCAGCAUUGAUACUCUUCCUUCAGGGUUGCCCCACACCCUGAUCAAGGUAUACGUUCAACCUAGGUUUCAAAUGCAACCAUGGUUACCGCCAUUCCAGGGUACUACCUCAUCUCAAAAUUCCUCUUAUCGCAAGGUUCUGCUUACCUCUUGGUUCCCCCAAUUUCAAAUCUAGUUUAACUUUAAGUUCACCUCAUACUUGUAGUAUGAUCUAUUUUGAAAAUGCUAUAAUUAUCCUUAGCAAAAUAUGUAGGGAACAGUAAAUGAUGUCAUUUGGUGUACUGUAUAGUUUAAUUUCUACAGGUCAUUUGGAGAAUAGUGUGUCUUGAAAUAUUAACUUUCAAGUAUUGUAUUCUCUUUGGUAUAGCAAUUUUUCUCAAAUUUUUGUGAAGGAAAUUUUGUACAUGAUUGUCAACUUUGCAUAAUUAUACCUUGAAUAUAAUUUAAUAGUUAAUAAUAAUAAUAAUAAUUAGCAGCCUGUUUUUAAACGUGUUUUAGAAAAGCGUGUAUUUGUAAAUAUCAAAGUUAUUUGGCGUCAAAUGUCAAAAUAUAGGUGUUGGGCAGUUUAAUGAAUUUGUUGUUAUAAUUUCAUGCCAAACUUUGUAGGGAUUUUUCACCUGAAUGUAAUUCAUUUGAAUCUGUUUCAUAUAAUAUAGGGUUAAAAAAUUUUAAAAAUUCACUUUUGUUCAACCAAGUAUCCUUCUGAAGUGAUGUUGUAUAGAGUUUAUAUUGUAUUUUCUCUCUCUUGCACAUAAAGAAGGUUGUGUGGCUGAAACUUAAUUAUGUUAUAUCAUAAUUUUAAUCAGUUUGAAAGAUACUAAAAUCCAUUGCUUUACAAUCUGUUCCUUGUAUUAGUUGAUGAAAGUGUAAAGCAUGAACCAUUUAAUAAUUGUUUUAUAUAUUUUUUAUACAUUUGUUUUGGUACUGGUUGCAAGUUCUUUGACAAAUUCUAAAACGUUGGAGUAGAACACUAAUUUUGUUUUGUUGGUUGUUUUUGUUGCUGCUGCUGUUGUAUAAUUAUUUUCAUGAAUUAAUUUCUCUUAAGUAUACACAUUUUACAUUGAUAACUGUGGUGAGACACUCUGCUCAAUGGUUUUGAUUGUUUGGUGUUAUGGGUUGGCCGUUCUUCUUGAAGUUUAUUAAUUGUAAACAAUUGAUAAUAUAAUUAUUCAGUGAUACAAUACUAUUGCACAGUCUGGCUCAAACGCUAAAGUAAGAGAGACGGGCAAUCCGGUCUGCUUCAAGUUUCGAACCUAACUUUACAAUACUAUUCAUCAGGUUCACCUGCUCGAACACAGCCAUAAUACCAUAAUAACACUGAAAGUACUGUACCCUAAAUUGGGUUUAGGGCAUUUAUAGAUAGUGCCUUGAAAUUGAAUCCAAGGACUCAAUUUAUCAUCAGUAUAUCACAUACUGAAUGUUUUACUACAUAACAAAUAGUAUUGAUCAUUAUAUUUCACUGUUUUAUUUCAUUUUAGGUAUUUUUUGGUAUUCUUUUUUUCUAAUUUGAUGCCAUGUUUUGCUUGGUUUUGUUGUCUAUAUUAUCAUUUUUUAUUUUGAGUGUAGUUCAUGGUGUUGUUUUACAUUAUGGACUAUAUUAUUUCUAUUCCAAUUCUAGGCACAUGGAAAAACAACUUUAUCCUGGGUUCAAUUCCUGUGACUUUUUCUCAUGACUAAAAACAACUCCAUAUAGAGACUUCGUUGAUUAAAUCAUCACAUUAUUUCUUUUAUUCAAGAGGGCCCCUGAUUAUCAGCCGACCUUUAAAGCUAGACACUCACUGCAUCGCACGACCGUCGCACGACGAAUCCACAUUUGCUUCAGGCGAGCUAUAGACGAUGCAACGGCGUCUGCUGAUUGUCAGUGGCAAUCUGAACGGAUCCUCAUUAAAAAAGACGAUCCGUUGUGUCCGCGUCUUCGCGUGCGUUCUUCGUCGCGUUGGAGUGAGUAACCAGCUUUAGGAUACACUAAAAAAGAUACCCUUUAUAAAUGUGGUUUAAAAAAAUUAAUAAUAAUUUACCCGAUUCAUGCGAAUAAAACUUUGCUGGUAUUUGUCACGAGAACUUGAUAGUGUUGAUGAAACUUUAAUGCUCAUUGUCUCUAUAAAUUGCCACGACCGUUGUGUUCUUCCCUUCUAUAAAAUUUUCAUAAAUUUAAUAUUAUUUUCAAAUUAUCCUCCAUUUCCAAAAACCAGGUGGGCUUUUUGCCUCUUCCUUUUGAAAUAAAAAAUUUUUAAACAAUAAAAUAAGAGUGAUAAGAUUAUAGUUCAGCCUCUUAAGACACUUCUAAUUUGAAACCACUUUUUAAAAGUACACACUAACAAUCGUCAAUCUUUCCACACAAAGCUUACUCUAUAAUUGGGGACCGGACCCUGAGACCACCCCAAAUUUUUAUGACCCAAACAUGGUUUCGAAUUAGAGGAUGCACUGUAUAAAUUUUUUUUUUUUUAUUGCUUUGGGUUGUGAUUUAAGUGCAAUUUAUGUAAAAUGCUUAUAUACAAUUUUGAAUAAAAUAUACAAUCCACUUUAAUAUAUGCAUUAUAGUGUCUGGGAUUGCUACGCAGUACGAUUACGCUGAAAACACUGUAGCGACAGUGUAAUGAAUUUAGGGAAACCAGACUUAACAAUCGAUAGAGGCUGCAAGCAAUUCACUUUUCUGGCAUCCAAAAGAGUUCUUGUACUGCCAUAUCAUGAUAAGGGCAAAUCACAUGUUUUUCACAUAAGAUGUGAUAGUGUACAGACAUCUAUACGUAGAAAUUGGAAAUGUGCCCUCAUGGAAUAUUGUGUAUUUUUCACUAAUGGUACAUCAUCAUGUUAUUGGUUGGUUGAUUUUCUGGCUCAUGAUUACCUUCAUUUCAGGCCUUCAUCAUCAUCUUCUGGUUCUGUGCAUUACCUCUAUUAAUAGAGUACUCUCACAACUUGGCAGGGCUUAUCACCUACAUUUGUCUAUCCACCCAGGGGUAUAAAAUGGGUACCUGGUGUAAUCAGUGGCAGCGCCAGUGGGGGAGGGCAAGGAACAUUCCCCCAACUAAACCUGAAGUAAAAUUAGUUGGCAGGGGUUUGGUUAAGCACAUCUUUUGAUGACAGUUUUUCAAACUUUUGCUUUUCCUCGCCACCCCUGUCCAACUUUUCUGUUUUUGUCGAAAGAUUGA
This is a messenger RNA of Anneissia japonica, 4554 nucleotides long. RefSeq names its product alpha-1,6-mannosyl-glycoprotein 2-beta-N-acetylglucosaminyltransferase-like. Bases 1 to 759 code for a protein of 252 amino acids. Gene Ontology annotation, molecular function: alpha-1,6-mannosylglycoprotein 2-beta-N-acetylglucosaminyltransferase activity. Gene Ontology annotation, cellular component: Golgi stack; Golgi membrane. Gene Ontology annotation, biological process: oligosaccharide biosynthetic process; protein N-linked glycosylation. Lineage: Eukaryota; Metazoa; Echinodermata; Crinoidea; Comatulida; Comatulidae. The record is from RefSeq and is a predicted model, not a curated record. The transcript has 7 exons.